Molecule: messenger RNA, 765 nt
Organism: Hansenula ciferrii
Lineage: Eukaryota; Fungi; Ascomycota; Saccharomycetes; Phaffomycetales; Wickerhamomycetaceae
Product: 3-oxoacyl-[acyl-carrier-protein] reductase
Exons: 1
Coding region: 1-765 (254 amino acids)
Source: RefSeq, a predicted model, not a curated record
AUGGCUCCAUUAGAUAUCUCAUUAAAAGGUCAAACUGCUAUCAUCACUGGUGGUAGUAAGAAUUUAGGUGCAGAAACUGUUCGUGAAUUGGCAAAAUUUGGUGCUAAUUUAGUUAUCCAUUAUCAUUCUUCAAGUGAAAAAUCUAAUGCAGAAUCAUUAGUUCAAGAAGUUACCAAAGAACACGGUAUUGAAGCUUUUGCAAUUCAAGCUGAUUUAUCUGUUGAAAAAGAUGCUGAACAUUUAUUUUCAGAAACUAAAUCAAAAUUUGGUGGUGUUGAUAUUGCAAUUAAUAAUGCAGGUAAAGUCUUGAAAAAACCAAUUGGUGAUAUCUCAGAACAAGAAUAUGAUCAAAUGUUUGAUAUUAAUUCCAAAACUUCAUUUUUAUUUUUGAAACAGGCUUAUAAAUAUGUUAAUGAAAAGGGUAGAAUUAUCUUUUUAGUUACAAGUUUAUUAGCAGCUUAUACACCAUUCUAUGGGUUAUAUCAAGGUGCAAAAGCUCCAGUUGAAUACUUUGUUAAAGCUGCUUCCAAAGAAUUACAUGAUAAACAAAUUAGUGUUAAUGCAGUCGCACCAGGUCCUAUGGAUACACCAUUCUUAUAUGGACAAGAAACUGAUGAAUCUGUUGCUUUUUUCAAAACUCAAGGAUUGGGUAAUAGAUUAACUAAAGUUGAAGAUAUUGUUCCAAUUGUUAGAUUUUUAGCUACUGAAGGUACUUGGCUGACUGGUCAAACUUUGUAUGCUUCAGGUGGUUUCACUGCUCAUUAG